Messenger RNA from Talaromyces atroroseus, 1017 nucleotides. Its product is annotated as 3-dehydroshikimate dehydratase. The record is from RefSeq and is a predicted model, not a curated record. NCBI's taxonomy places the organism in Eukaryota, Fungi, Ascomycota, Eurotiomycetes, Eurotiales, Trichocomaceae. The coding region runs from base 1 to 1017 and encodes 338 amino acids. The transcript has a single exon.
AUGUCCCUGGGACGCGCCUGGGUGCAUGAGAUGCCGGAGAAACUACGACAGGCUGCCCACGCAGGGUUUCAAGGGAUCGAGGUUUUCUACGAAGACCUGGACUAUCUCGCGCGAUCAUAUGGAGAUAAGCGAACUUAUGAAGAAAAUCUAUUAGCCGCAGCCGCCGAAAUACGCAGUCUAUGUGAUCUUUAUCGCCUCACAGUGAUCAACCUACAACCAUUCGGCUUUUACGGAGGUCUCCUAGAUCGUGAAGAACACCGCCGAAGGAUCCAAGAAGUCAAAUUUUGGUUUCGACUGGUCAGAAUCAUGAAGACGGAUCUUAUCCAUAUACCAUCAAAUUUUCUGCCUAAGGAGAAGGUCUCCGACGAUCUUGAUCUCCUUGUCCGCGACUUGACCGAGAUUGCGGACCUGGGCUUACAAGAAAAACCCCCCAUCAGAUUUGCCUUCGAGAGUCUUUGUUGGGGAACAUAUGUUGAUACUUGGGAACAGUCGUGGGACAUUGUCGUGAAAGUAGACCGACCAAACUUUGGAUGCUGUCUCGACACCUUCAAUAUCGCCGGCCGCGUGUGGGCUGACCCAACCAGUCCAACCGGGAAAACUGCAAAUGCAGAUGCAGAUCUUAGAGCGUCCCUUGAUCGUAUGCGCACAACUGUUGAUAUCAAUAGAGUCUUUUUCAUUCAGCUAGUGGAUGCUGAGCGUAUGCAGUCGCCCCUAAUUGAGGGUCAUCCGUGGCAUGUGGAGGGCCAGCCAGCCAGGAUGUCAUGGAGUCGUAACGCCAGACUAUUCGCCUAUGAGGUUGACAGAAACGGCUAUCUUCCGGUAAUAGAUAUUGCGAAGGUGAUUUUGAAGGAUCUCAGGUACAAAGGAUGGGUUUCUAUGGAGUUAUUUUCACGAACAAUGGUCGAUUCGCAUCCCUCGGUACCAGCCUCCCAUGCCAGGCGAGGUAUCGCCUCAUGGGAAAAGCUAAAGGCAAACUUUGAUGAUGGUGUCUCGCAUCAAAUUUCGGGGAGGCUAUAA